AUGUCCGAGGAUCCCAACUGUCGAUACCACCAUCUAUAUCCCGUCUAUGGGCACCGGUAUCCUGGGGACGACCGAUGGUACCAUUGCGUCGGCUCGGCCAUGACAACAAGUACGACAAAAGCCUCGACGACGACAACGGCAAAGACGACUGCAAAGACAACGACCGAGAAACCGAAUGACGGGCUGGGGGAUGAGGUCAUCUUGAUUGCAGUGGUGGAUAACCGUGUUCGGCCCUACCUACAAGCCAGAGAAGACGCGUCAGAAUAU
Molecule: messenger RNA, 267 nt
Organism: Mesorhabditis spiculigera
Lineage: Eukaryota; Metazoa; Nematoda; Chromadorea; Rhabditida; Rhabditidae
Source: the annotation of a GenBank genome assembly